CAAACGUCAAAUUUUGUAGAUGAUGUCGGAAAUACGUCAAAGUGUUAAUCGAUUCAAUUAAAUGUACUUUAUUUAGAGCUAAUAAAGCAAAAUGAAUCAGGAAGAUAUUAAAAAUGUAGUCCAGGAAAAAUUCCUAUCAAGUGAAAAAGUUACGGCUUUCCUGUGCGAUGCUAAGUUACAUUGUGAGACUGUGAAGAAAGAUAGGAUCCUGGUUAUCGUGGAGUAUGGAGACGAAAAAGCAGUAUUUUGUUUGUUCACAUCAUGUCACCCACCUAAAUCCUUCACCGACUUAUCUAUAGAAGUAGUUUUACCCAUCGAUAACACCUUCAAAUGUGAAAUCGAUAACAAGCCAUCAGACCCAGAGGCGGUCUUGUACCUGAACUUACAAUCCCGUAAUUCUAAAUUUAAGUUUGAAAUUGAUAUGACUCCGCGUGUAGACAACUUUGUUGACGAUUUAUUUAGAGGUAUAGAAGCGGUGAGUAAAAUGCCAACACAACCAGAGUUUGUAUGGCUGAAAAAGUAUAGUGGUAAAAAUGAGGAAGAUGCAGUGGCCCAGAUGGUUUUACCGCGAAGUGGUGUCGCUCAUACACAAGGCGCUGCUCCCGUAGCAAUCAGAGAGAGCCUCAUCAAAAGGAAGAUGAGUGACAAAGAGCUUGACUACACAUUCACUAAGAAGUUUACAGUUUUCUGUGGUACAUGGAAUGUUAAUGACAAAUCCCCAGUGAUCCCAUUAGAGGGAUGGUUAAAUGUAGACAAGGAACCACCAGACAUAUACGCAGUUGGUUUUCAAGAGCUUGACUUGUCGAAAGAGACUUUUCUCUUUGAUCAGACAUUCAGGGAAGAUGAAUGGUACAAUGCAGUUGUCAACUAUGUGGGUAAGAGGGCCAAAUAUGUUAAGGUAGAGAAAGUAAGACUUGUUGGUAUGAUGCUAAUUGUGCUCAUCAAGCAGAAACACAUGUCCCACGUCCGUAACAUAGUCUGUGACACUGUAGGGACGGGCAUAAUGGGGAAAAUGGGUAACAAAGGAGGAGUUUCCAUCAGGUUUGACUUGCACAGCACAUCUAUGUGUUUUGUGAACUCCCACUUAGCUGCCCAUGUGGAGGAGUUUGAAAGGAGAAACCAAGAUUUCCGAGAUAUCUGCAAUAGGACAAGAUUCUUGCAACCUAAUCAACAAUCCAAAGGAAUAAAAGACCAUGACCAAAUAUACUGGCUGGGAGACCUGAACUAUCGCAUAACUGAACUGGACCCCACUACUGUUAAGAAAAUGGUGAAUGAUAGCAAUUUUGGAGCAGUUCUCGAGUGGGACCAGCUCAAGCAACAGCAUAAGAACAACUUUGUAUUUGCCGGCUAUUCUGAGGGGACCAUCACAUUCAAACCCACCUAUAAAUAUGAUCCAGGUACUGACAACUGGGAUUCCAGUGAAAAGAACAGAGCUCCAGCGUGGUGUGACAGGAUAUUUUGGAGAGGUGAUGGUAUCACACAGCUGGAUUACAGGAGCCACCCAGCCCUGAAUAUAAGUGACCACAAACCAGUUUCAGCUAUAUUCAGAUCAACUGUCAAAGUUAUUGAUGAAGAAAAGUAUAGGAAAGUGUAUGAAGAUGUCAUCAAACAGCUAGAUAAAAUGGAAAAUGAACUGAUACCACAAGUGAAAGUUGAUGUCACUGAAAUAGAUUUCGGAACGGUGCGUUACUUAGAACUGCAAGUGAGGACUAUCACUAUAAAGAAUAUAGGCAAGCUGCCUGUCGAGUUUGAGUUUAUAAAGAAACUAGACGAAACCAGCUUCUGUAAAGAAUGGCUUAUUGUGGAACCGUAUAAAAAAUGCAUUUGUGCUGAAGAAUCAUGUGAAAUUCAGCUAAAAGUACUCAUAAAUAAGACGUCGGCAUGUAAGAUUAAUGCCGGCAUUGACAAAUUGUAUGACAUUUUAGUUUUACACUUAUAUGGUGGCAAAGAUAUAUUUAUUACAAUAUACGGUACAUACCAGAGGAGUUGUUUUGGUUGUUCUAUUGAGGUGUUAGUUAACUUGAACAUGCCUAUAAGAGAAGUUGCUGUUGGUAAACUAAUUGAGCUAGAGAACAAAAGGGAUCAAACUGUGUCUAAUCAAUCAACUUACUCCAUUCCUAAAGAGAUUUGGUUUCUGGUUGACCACAUCUAUUUACAUGGGUUGAAGGAACCAAAUUUAUUUGAACAACCCGGAUUACAUUCGGAAGUUUUACAAAUAAGGGACUGGCUGGACACGGGCUCAGUUGAACCAAUUCCGGGUAGCAUCCACUCUGUCGCAGAAGCUUUACUUCUCCUACUGGAGAGCACGGCAGACCCUAUAAUACCUUAUAAUCUCCAAUCGGUAUGCCUAAGGGCUUCAUCAAACUACCUGCAAUGCAAACAGAUAGUAAUGGAGUUACCAGAGUUCAGGAAAAAUGUAUUCUUGUAUUUGUGUGAGUUUCUGCAAGAAGCAUUGCAACACAGCGCCGAAAAUGGACUAGACGCGAAGACAUUGUCCACGUUGUUUGGCGAGAUAUUCCUUAGGGACAACCCCAAUCAAGUACAAGAGCCCCAAACGAGGAUCAACAAGCAAGUGAUAGACAAGAAAAAGGCACAAUUUGUUCAUCACUUCUUAAUUAAUGACCACAGCGACUUAAUUUUUACAAGAUAAAAAAGCACUUUAUUAAUUGUUAUUUUUUGUUAAUUUAUUUUAUGGAAUAUUCGUUUUUUCUGGGGAAGGGAAGUAGUAAGUCUCUAAUAAUUCUAAUACUCAAUAUUUUCCAUUAGUAGAUAUCUUAAAUUAUUUUGUAAUAUUUUUAUUACCUUAAGAUUUUUUGUAUUAUAAUAAUUACCAUUGUUAUUUUCUUGUCCCACAAUAAUACUAUAUAUAGUUUGUGUCUAUAUUAGACAUCACUAUUAUUGUGACCUAUAAAACUUCCAAACGAAAACCUUUAUAAUAACGAUAUAAAGUAGUAAUAAUUGUACCACUAGAUAUAAACCUAGUGGUUAUAUCUAAACAAUGUUUUAGACAAAAACAUGUAUUUUUAAACAAGUAUAGUCGCUUUCUAGCCAAUCUAUGUGAUACACAUAGUAUUGUGUAUUGUCCAAAUAUACCUAAAAAAAACUUAAAUUAUGUGAUUUGUAUACUAGCAAGAACUUGGAAACCGUAUACUAACAAGAAAUUAUAUUCUCCAAAGGUGCCGUAACUGUACUAAAGAGUAUACUCUUAAUUACUUACAUUCAUACAUUUAAUUUUUUUCUAUUUAUAUGUUUUACGAAACCAAUUUAAAUAAUAUUUGUCUUAAAAAAAAAAUAAUAACAACAUUUAGUUAAAGAAAAACAGGAAAUAAUAAAUGUUAUGAAAAUUAUGUAAUAAUAUUUAGUGAAGUACAUGUAUUAUACCAUGUAUACGGUAUAUAUAUUAUGCAACUGGAUAUCUAAUCGUGGUAUGAUACAAUAUGGGUUAGGUUCCCAGCAAAGGUUAGACGAGUGUAGCUUCGUGUAAUAACCAAUCCAGGGUCUUGGUCACUGCUGCACCCCGGAAAGGUGAGGAUCCCAUUGAGACUCACGCCAGGAAUUUGUUUGUUGAAAAGUUUGCACGAACUAAGAAUAGGAACCAAAUAUCACAAAAUUCCUAAAUAUUGUUGGACUACAGAUCUGACUUAGAUAAAUAAUUUAUUUCAUUAUUUCUAUUUGUAACAUUAUUUGUGUAAGUCACACCAUUUUCAUUAGUUUAUAGUACCCCGUAGUAGUUUUAAAUUUGAGGGUAAACUAAUUUUUACUUGAGAACAUGAUGCUCUCCAAAAGAGACAACGAAUAUGACUAAUUUUGUAAUAAAUAUGAUUAUUAAAUUGUAUUGGUGUAUUUCCUAUCUAAGGAUAUUAGCUUCGUUUUGUAAAAUUUACAAAAGAUUUUAUAUACGUGAUCAUUUAUUAAUUUAAAUUAUAGACAUUGUUAUGAACAAUACCCGGAAUAUAAGUUGAACAAAAAUGGUGGACUGCGCCUGCGCACAUGCUUUUACUAGCCUAUAUAGUCUAUAAAACCUAGUCGCUAUAAUCCCAGUGAAUUGUAAUUGCAUUGCGCUUAGCCCAAUUUAUGUCCAGGGCACUGCACGUCUCAUCUCACGAUGUAUACAUUGUCACUUCGUUGUUUAUUUUAAUGAUAAGGCUGAUUUCAGAAUGAAGCCGUCAAGACGCGCCGUUGACCAGCGCGUUCGAAACGACAGUAUUAUCGCGUUUCGUUGCAAAGUUUUUUCGAUUAAAUAAUUUCGGCUGUCAUGGCAUUAAAGCACGGGUUCCCGAUCAUCCAUAAUCAUUAUAAUUUGGUGUAUGGGAGCCAACUUAAAGAGUUAUACAUUUCUAGUUUUUAUUAUUUAUUUUUGUAGGCAGUGGCAACAGAAAAACACCAUGCGAAAAUUCCAACUGUCUAGUUAUCAUGAUUAAUAAGAUACGUUGAUAGACAGAUUUUACCCUUUGGAUACGGAACCCUAAAACUAACUUAACAUUAAACUACCCUUUUUAAGUACCUAUGUUCUUUAAUAAAUAUUUUAUGUUUAUCAAAGCAGUCUGGAAUUUUAUUGUAAAUAAUUUUUAUUUAAUUUUACA
This is a messenger RNA of Amyelois transitella, 4583 nucleotides long. It is a transcript of the gene Ocrl, whose product is annotated as type II inositol 1,4,5-trisphosphate 5-phosphatase. The coding region runs from base 92 to 2650 and encodes 852 amino acids. The record is from RefSeq and is a predicted model, not a curated record. Gene Ontology annotation, biological process: signal transduction; phosphatidylinositol dephosphorylation. Lineage: Eukaryota; Metazoa; Arthropoda; Insecta; Lepidoptera; Pyralidae. Gene Ontology annotation, molecular function: phosphatidylinositol-4,5-bisphosphate 5-phosphatase activity; inositol phosphate phosphatase activity. Gene Ontology annotation, cellular component: membrane. The transcript has a single exon.